CUCUAUCGUCGCGGUAUUGCUUAGUAUUCUUAGAGGCUGACAAAAUGGUUUAUAUAAAACUAAUCGUUGUUUUUCUUCUGUUAAUGCAAAGUCCACAAAAAAUAAGAGUAUCCUCAGGAAUUUUGUCACAGUUCAGAAACUGUUCUUCUUCCUAUUAUCUGAACAAUAACGAAUGCGUUAGCCGUUGUCCACCGUUCAAAAUGUCGAUAUCUAAUGGCUUCGCAAACCUGUGUGUAAAGGAGAAUGAAGUUACAUCAUGUCCUGUUGGAAUUUGUAAAAACUAUUGCUAUAAGUUUCAAUGUACAGAACUGUGUCCACACCAUACAUUUAAUUUCAAUUCUACGUGUUUGGAGAGGUGUCCCAAAGAAGCAAAUUUCAUUACCACUGGAGAUUGUGAGGAAAACUGCUUCUCUGCUGAAAAGACUUGUCACAAGGAGUGCCCCGAACCGUACAACUAUCAUCUGAAUACACCAUUUUUUACUUGGUGUCAGAGGAAAUGCCCAAUAUACACCCACGUGAAUAAUUUUACAUGUGAACUAUCGUGUAGUAACAACGGACUAUACUUGUACAAUAAUACAUGCAGAAGAACAUGCCCAGAUAGCAAUAGACUUGUUUAUCUUCAUUCAUCAAAGUUCAAUGAAAUUUUGAUGUGCACCAAUCACUGCGUUAAUCUAGUUCUGUACCAGAAUAGAUGUACUACUAAGUGUCCAAAGCAGACUAUUCUCCAUAACGGCAGCUGUCUUUCAAGUUGCCCAACAACACAUCCUUACAUAUAUUCGACAGCAUUACGAUAUCGAACAGAUGUUUCUUUGAAUCAGUCUGACUUAGUUUGUGUCCGUGACUGUGGAUUGGAGUAUAAAACAUUAAAUUUCACAUGCGUUGUUGAGUGUCCCAUUCCAUUCUUCGCUCAUGGUGGUUUGUGUAAAAAUGAAUGUACGGGUGACAAAAUGUAUCACAUACAACAUUUCAGGAAAUGCAUCUCAUCUUGUCCUUUAAGCUUCUUUCUAUUUAAUAAUACCAAAAUAUGUUAUGGUAAUUGUCCAAAAGAUUUUCUCUAUACUUUCAACCAAACGUGCUAUUCAGAAUGUCCUGAAACUGCUCAAUUUGUUAUUGAAAAGGAAAAGGGUGCUUUUUAUUACAACGGAAUAUUAUAUCAAUCAGGAUUAUAUUAUGAAUGUGUAGAAAAGUGUCCUUAUUUAUACUUUCAGAAUAAAUGUGUCACGACAUGUCCAGCUACUGCUAAAUACCAAUUUAACAAAACUUGUGUGAAGAACUGUUCUGGCGAUAUGCCGUAUCAUCUGACAAAACGUGAAUUGUUUUAUCUGGAAAAAUAUUAUUGUGUGGCGGUUUGUCCUGUUUAUGUUGUGAAGCAGUCAUCAAUUUGUACUUCAACUUGUCCAGUUGAUGCUUUAUACCUGUACAACAAAACAUGUGAUUCGAUGUGUCCAUUUUCACAAAAAUUUGCGAUGAAAAAAAUGUCGUUUUAUGAAUGCGUAGCAGGCUGUCCAAAAUUAUCAGUGAAUAAUUUAUGUGUGGAAAAAUGUCCUGAUAUGGCGAAAUACCAAGCAGGACCAGUGUGUUUGAAUAUGUGCUAUGGAUCACUAUCAUAUCAUUAUACCAACACAACAAAGACACGACUAAGCUACUUUAGUUACACCACAGAAACUAACUACUACUGUCUCGAGACAUGUCCCAAGAAUAUGUUCGGGUUUUACUUUAGAUGCGUCACAGAAUGUCCAAAAACAACCUAUCAUCUGCAGGAAAAAUGUGUAUAUGAUUGUCCAUACCCUUUUCAAUAUGUGAUUGCAACAGAACUUCGAUGUACAGAUGUAUGCCCAAACAACACCGUUCUGUAUAAUAGAACAUGCAUGUCCUUUUGUCCUGAUAAGAUGUUACAGUUACAAAAUACGUGUGUCAGAAAGUGUCCACAGACACAUUUGAUAUACACCCAAAAUAAUUAUACAGGACAAAUUAGAAAUUUUUGCGUUAGUAUUUGUCCGAAUUCUUCUUACAAAUUACAAAGUGAGAAAUUAUGCUUAGAUAAAUGUCCACAGCAAUUUUAUAUUGACGGACGGGAAUGUGUGGAAACAUGUCCAAGGUACAGAAAACUGAUAAACAACAACACAAAGGAAUGCACCGCAAGAUGCCAUGAUAUGUACUUGUAUUUUAAUGUUUGUGUUGAAAUUUGUCCCACGGAGGCAUUUGUUUAUCGCAAUAUCUGUGUAAUCAAGUGCCCUUUAUCUCAUUCCUUGAAAUACUUUGCAAAUGGAGACACACCGUCGAAAAAAUACUGUGUUCAGAAGUGUCCAACACAUGCUUACCAAAUGGAUGAUUCUUGCUAUGACGUUUGCCCCAAUAGUUUGCUUUUGUAUGAACAACAUUGUGUUAAAACAUGUCCACCUUCACGUAAACUAGUUGAUGUCACUACAAAUAGAUGUAAUGCAAAAUGCCCAAAAGACCUUGUCAUAACUUUUCACAACAAAUGCGAUAAAAGAUGUCCAGCAGAAAACCAAUUCAUUGAAAAUGGAUCAUGUGUUCAAUCGUGUCCAACCCAUAGUCGACAUUACUAUUCCACCUCAAAUGGAUAUCUCUGUACCAAUUCGUGUGCAGGCCAGCAUAUUGCUUUUGAGGAGACUAAAAUUUGCAAAACAAAGUGUCCCAAUAACAGAGUGAUUGUUGACGGAGUUUGUAAGCUUCAUGAAAAAUGUACAAACCAUCCAUUUAUCAAGGAUACCCCCAAAGGAAGAGUUUGUGGACAUGGAUGUCCCGAGGGAAAAAAAUUAUAUGGAACAAAGUGCAUUUGGUCUUGCCCUCAUGAUUUGUAUGUGUUCAACAAAACGUGUGUGCAAGAAUGUCCUAAACAUGCUCCUUACCUUUGGAAAGCUUUUGGUGCCACUAUUCCUAGAGAAUGUUUUUCGUUCUGUCCUUUUAUGAUGGUAGUUAAUGGCUCUGACUGCAUUAGUAUCAUAGAAUGUGUUGGAAUAAUGCUAGAAAAGGAUUACGCAAUACACAAUGGAAUGUGUGUAAAAGAAUGCCCAUCAAGAAUGCUACGUUUCAAGAACAGUUCAUGUCAAUAUAUUUCAGAGUUUGUUGUGCCAAUAGUUAUUUGUUUUUUCAUCACAGUUGGAUGUUUCAUAACGAUUAUAAAAAUGAUGUCUUUGAAAAUUAAAGCGAAAAAGACGAUGGAAUCUUCACAAAAUGCAGAUCAGUGUAUGGAAACAAGGCAAAACAGGACAAGUAACACAACAAGCGUUGCCCACGAAACAGAAGUUAAACAGACGUUUUUAGGAAACGUAGUUUGGAACUCUGCAUUAGAUGAACAUAUUUGAGCUGUUUACUUCAAAAGGAUCAAGAAAUCAAAAGCAAUUCUAAAACAUCUGUACACAAGUCACAUGCGAAAAACAAUCUUAUAUGCAGUGAUAGGAUAUUCAAACGCAACAAAUACAUAAAUCAUAAAUAUUUGAUGUGAUGAUAAGGACAUGGUGUUGUUUUUAACAAAAUUUUAUCUGUCAUCGUGUAAUAUAACUUUUAUGAUUUACA
Molecule: messenger RNA, 3540 nt
Organism: Magallana angulata
Lineage: Eukaryota; Metazoa; Mollusca; Bivalvia; Ostreida; Ostreidae
Product: proprotein convertase subtilisin/kexin type 5-like
Exons: 3
Coding region: 45-3329 (1094 amino acids)
Source: RefSeq, a predicted model, not a curated record